CAAUUUCUUUUAUACCAAUGAAUUUUUUAAGUGAGUUGACUUUACUUUCUUAGCUUGAAAUCGUGUUGCCUCCCUAUUCAUAGUUUCAUUCUGUGUCUUGCUUGCUCUUCUUCCACAGAUUUUUAUGUCUGCCUUCUCUCUUAAUUACUGGGAAAUUCGGAAAUAUAUUCCAUUUGAAUAAUAAGGAUACAGAUACAAUCGACACACCUUGUGCUUCAAGAUUUUUCACCUAUACAUAGUUCGGAUCCGAAAAUAAAAAAUGAUUGAUAGUGUUGUUAACUUUGCACUGGACAACUUGUCACGGCUGCUUGUUAGUGAAGUGACUUUGCUUUCUAGCGUAAAAGAUCAAAUCAGGUCCCUAAAUGAUGAACUGAAGUUCAUGAACAUCUUUAUCAAGAGUUCUGAAGGAAAGCGUGAGGAUCCAUUUGUGAAAGAAGUGGUGAACCAAAUCAGAAAUGUAGCAUACCAAGCUGAAGAUGUAGUAGACACCUAUGUCGUCAAUGUCAACAAUCAAAGAAGCAGAAACAUGUUGGGGAAGUUCUUCCACAGCAAAGACCAUGUGAUGAUGUUCCAUGAGGUGAGUGAUCAGAUUAACAGCAUCAAAAGAAGGAUCGAUGAGAUUUAUCAAAACAAGUCUAAAUAUGGCAUCCAACAAGGUGAUUUUGAAAGUCAUAAUGGAAACAAAGAAUUUGCAAAAGACUCAUUGAUUGCGAAAAGGAGGAAUGUGGAAGAAGAGGAGGUAGUAGGCUUGGUGCAUGACUCUGAUGAGGUGAUUAACCACCUCGCCAGAAGAGGAGAUUCGAGUCGUAGAGUUGUUUGCAUAUUAGGCAUGGGUGGCUUGGGAAAGACCACUCUUGCUCGAAAGAUCUACAACAACAAGAAGAUCAAGAGCAUGUUCCCGUGUCAUGUGUGGGGUUUUGUGUCCAACCAUUACAGAGCACAAGAAUUACUACUGAGCCUUUUGAAGCUUUUGGGGUUAUCCUCAGAGGAGUAUAAAGAUUUAAAUGAUAAAGAGAAAAUGAAAAGAAAAGUCAGAGAAUGCAUGAGUGGAAAAAAAUACCUGGUAAUCCUAGACGACAUCUGGAAUAUUCAAGUGUGGGACGAGUUGCAAGAAGCCUUUCCUGAUGAAAACAAUGGUAGUAGAAUAUUGAUAACCACACGUAUUGAAGAUAUCUCUCAUUAUACAAGAGCAAUCUUCACUUACGAACUUCCAUUUCUUGACGAAAGUAAAAGUUGGGAAUUAUUCUGUAAAAAGGUGUUUGGUAAAGAAAAAUGUCCUCAUGAACUUGAACUUCCUGGAAAAGAAAUGGCUAAUGCUUGUAAAGGUUUGCCACUUGCCAUCAUUGUGUUAGCCGGUAUGGUUGCCAAAAAAGAGAGGUCACCAAGAGAAUGGCUUAAAAUCAAGAAUAAUGUUUCUUGGUAUCUUGUUCAGGAGGAAGAAUAUCGAAUUGUGACCAAUAUUCUGAAGCUUAGCUAUGAUGACCUUCCUCAAACAUUAAAGCCAUGCUUUCUUUAUUUGGGAGUGUAUCCUGAAGAUUAUGAAAUCAAUGUGAGAAGAUUGUGUCAACUGUGGAUAGCUGAAGGGUUCAUUCAGAAAAAAGAAGUUGGACCAUCAAAUUCACCAGAAGUAGAAGAUAUUGCUGACAUGUAUUUAGAUAAGCUGGUGGAACGGAGCUUGGUGCAAGUGGCAAGUAGGAGGACUGAUGGGGGUGUGAAGACAUGUCGAGUCCAUGAUCUUCUUCGUGACCUAUGCAUUUCAGAGAGUAGGGAAAAUAAAUUUAUGGAAGUGUGCACAAAUUUGGAUGCUAUCAAGUGUAAUUCUCGUAGGAUGUCUCUCCAGUAUAGAGGAGAACUGAGGCUAACCGAAGAUAACCAAUCAUCUGCACGCUCUCUGCUUCUGUUUGGUGAAAACACUUACUGGGAGAAUGAAUCAGAAGGGUGGAAACAGAUAAAGAAUGGCUUCAAGUUGGCUCGUGUAUUGGACAUGAACCAAGUGAGGCUAUGUUUAUCACCUCGUGGAUUGACGACAUUGAUCCAUCUAAGGUUUUUGAAAGUUACAGCAUCUUCUAGAACAAUUGGAGAUGAAGUUUUAGCUUCUAUAUGCAACCUUUGGAAUCUAGAAACGCUAUACUUAUGGAUUAAACACUCUAUUACUCUACCAAACAAAAUAUGGAAACUCAAGUCACUCAGGCAUGUGUAUUUAAACUGUGAUGAUAUAUUUAGAGAAUUGACUCAAAUAGAAUCAAUAAUGCAGAGGAUGAAAAUGGAAGAAGCGACGAAGAUAUUUAAAGGAUGGUCUGGAGGAGCAUCAAUGUCGAAGAUGAAAAUUGGAGAAACAAAGGUGGAGAAUCUUCAAACACUGCAUAACAUCUGUCUUAAUGCAAGAACAGCAAGCGUCCUAAAAAAGGGCAUGUUCCCCAACUUGACAAAAUUAACUUUGCGUGGAGAGGUGACAGAGCUGCCAGAGGCACCAGAAAAAGAAUUCUUAGAGAACAGUUUGCAGUGCCUAAACAAACUCCGAACGCUAAAGCUACUUGGCAUCGCGAUACUUCCAUUAGAUCGGAAUGCGUAUCCUACAAGUCUUACCAAGAUUACCAUAUCCUUUGGUCAACUGGAUGCAAGAAUAAUAAAGACCCUGGGACAGCUUGCCAACCUGCAAAUCUUGAAACUCGGUGGCAGAGGCAUAUAUGGCGAUGUUGAUUGCGUAGCUGGUGACUUCCCACAGCUUCGAGUACUACAGUGUGGGGCUGACAUGGUAGAUGGCAGGUGGAAAGUAGAAAAAGGAGCAAUGCCUCAGAUUCGAUAUUGCAACAUUCCUCACAUCCGUGACUAAGAGUGAUGAGGUUAUAUUCAUCAUCAACAUUCGACCUUUGUUUUUCUGUAUGUCUUGAUUACCGUUUAAUAUCUUUCCUUGGAUAUGUAGUUUUAUUACGAUGUUGUUGCUUUAAUGUUUAUGUGUGUAGUACUACUAAUGUUAUUGCUUGGACACUUCGCUGAGUUAUCGUGUCCGCGUGUCGGACACAUUUCGAACACGACACU
Molecule: messenger RNA, 3039 nt
Organism: Arachis ipaensis
Lineage: Eukaryota; Viridiplantae; Streptophyta; Magnoliopsida; Fabales; Fabaceae
Product: disease resistance protein RPP13
Biological process (GO): defense response to other organism
Molecular function (GO): ADP binding
Source: RefSeq, a predicted model, not a curated record